AUGAAAGGGGCACGAGCCCUACGGGGCGCCGCCGUAACGGCGCUCUUCUACUAUGCCUUCGCGCUCCCCCAGGCAAGCAUCACCGCCACCCAGUCACCAAUGGCAUGGGUGACGGUAGACGCUGCAGGCUCGGCGCAGACGAUCACGCCUGGCGUGAUCACAACGAACGGGCAGCUCGCAACUAUUUCCGAAGCCCCAGCCGAGCUCCGCUCCACCGCAACCUACACUCUCUCCCCGAGCGGCCGGGCAUCCACCUACACCGGCCUCGCACCCGUCGCCUCCGUAACCGGAACAGACGACAGCCCGGCCGGCGUCUUCCUAGCGUGCGACUCCAACGCCAGCGUCGGCCCUGUCCAGCCCUUCUGCCUCCCCAGAGCAGGAAGCGAACUUCACCCAGGAAAGACCUACUACAGUACAUUCUCUCCACUCACCCCUUCCACCCAUUUACUCACCAGCCAACAACCGCUAAUACCUCCCUUCCCACGCCCUCCAGUAACCUGGUCUCCCGCCUACUUCUCCCCCCCAACGCUUAACCUCACGCUCAAAGUCCUGAUCUCCAACCCCACCCCCGACAGCCCCUCCUCCCCCGGCGACAGCGGCGCCGGUGCCAUCGAGACCUUUCGGCCUCUCCUCCCCCCCGAUCUCCGCAUGGGCAGCUGA
Messenger RNA from Chaetomium globosum CBS 148.51, 660 nucleotides. RefSeq lists its product as uncharacterized. NCBI's taxonomy places the organism in Eukaryota, Fungi, Ascomycota, Sordariomycetes, Sordariales, Chaetomiaceae. The coding region runs from base 1 to 660 and encodes 219 amino acids. The record is from RefSeq and is a predicted model, not a curated record. The transcript has 2 exons.